Ipomoea triloba (trilobed morning glory) is the source of this 924-nucleotide messenger RNA. RefSeq names its product serine/arginine-rich splicing factor SC35-like. NCBI's taxonomy places the organism in Eukaryota, Viridiplantae, Streptophyta, Magnoliopsida, Solanales, Convolvulaceae. The annotation marks the transcript as partial. The transcript has 3 exons. The record is from RefSeq and is a predicted model, not a curated record.
UCACACUUAGUUAAGGUUGGUGAUGUGAAAUUUGUUAAGGUCCGUUUUUUCUGUUUGAGCUUUGUAUUCUCUUCCAGAAUAUUCAUUCUGGAAAAACUUAGGAGUGGUGUACAAAGUGUAAGCAUACUUUGCUGCUUCUGUUAUAGGUAUAGAGAUGAUCACAGAGAUAGAGAUUAUAGAAAGAGGAGCAGGAGUAGAAGUCGGGGUAGAUCUGAGCAUGAUCGAUACCGUGGUAGGGAUAGAGAUCGUCAUCGGUACAGAAGCCGCAGUGGAAACCCUGAUUACCAUAAAGGUCGUGGUAGAGGUAGAUAUGAUGAUGAGAGGCGUAGCCGAAGUCGUUCCUAUGGAAGUGCCUCUCCUGCUCGGCGUAGCCCAAGUCCAAGGAGGAGUCCAUCUCCUCGGAGAACCCCUCAAUCUAGGGAUGGUAGCCCAAGUCCAAGGAGGAGUCCAUCUCCUCGCAGAGCCCCUCAAUCUAGGGAUGGUAGUCCAGGUGGACGCAACGAGAAAGAACGCUCUCCAACUCCAAGAAGUUUGUCACCCCGUGGCCGAGGGGCUGAGUCUCGAAGCCCAUCUCCACGUUCUGAUGCUGAUGAAUGACAGCGAAGAAGCAUUGAUGAAUUUCUCCAGGUUGUUAUCCAUGAAGAGGGCAUUUGAUGAUGAUAUCGUCUGUUUAGUGCUUGGUAGAACAAAUUUGCAGAAACUUAUUUGUAAGGUUUAACUCAUGAUGUGCGUGAUGCCGUGAUUCAUCCCAAUACACUUUUCUGUUGGUAGUUGUGGGUUGACACUAGUUUUGGCUAUUGUUCCUGUUUUUUGCUCUUCUUAUUUCUCAAAUGUAGAUCUAUCUUGUACUCAUGAACAACUGCUGGCCUUCUAUAGUUAUGUCCGUGACGAGUCAAUGUUGCUGAAUUGCACGAUUUUGCAGCA